AUGUUCUCCUUCUCCCGCAUGAUCACCUCCGUCUCGGCCGCGCUGGCGUUGGCCUCUGUGAGCAGCGUCCUCGCUGUUCCCGUUCCCAACCAGGCCGCCCCUCUGGCUUCGCGGGCUGUUUCGAUCCCCAGCCCCGCGUUUGUCGUCUACACCGACCGAUUUAUAUCUGCCGACGUGCUCCCUCCUGUCGAUCAGAUCGCCGGCUUCAACGUCGUUGCGCUCUCCUUCCUCACCCUGCAAGGUGCUCUCGACCAGGCGGGUGCUUACGCAGCACUUGCUCCUGACGUGAAAGCUGCGAAGAAGGCAGAGUACGCCAAUGCCGGCAUCAACCUCAUCGUCUCCGCCUUCGGUGCGACGGACAAGCCCACGUCGUCGGGCGCAGACCCGAUCGGCACGGCCAACACGUUCGCGCAGUUCGUGCUCACGAACCAGCUCGACGGCAUUGACGUCGACUACGAGGAUCUGGACGCCAUGAACAAGGGCGACGGCGCGGCGGAGGCGUGGGUGACCACCUUCACCUCGACCCUCCGCCAGACGCUCCCCCAGGGCCAGUUCAUCCUCUCGCACGCGCCGCUCGCCCCGUGGCUCUCGCCGAACGCCCAGUUUGCUGCUGGCGCGUACGUGACGAUCAACAAGAACGUUGGCUCCUUGAUCGACUUCUACAACAUCCAGUUCUACAACCAGGGUCUCUACCUCGACUGUGCGGGUCUGAUCACGACCGCCGGUGCGCCGUUUACCGGCUCGGCGCUGUUGGAGAUCCCCAAGAACGGCUUCGACCUGAACAAGCUGGUGAUCGGCAAGCCCGGCGGGUUGAGCGACGCGACGAACGGCUUCAUCGACCCGGCGACGCUCGGCACGUGCAUCGAUCAGGCGCACGCUGCGGGGUGGAAAGGCGGGGUCAUGGCGUUCCAGUUUCCGAACGCCAACGCCGACUGGAUCCGCGCCGCGAAGGGCACGUCGUUCCAGUGA
This is a messenger RNA of Dichomitus squalens LYAD-421 SS1, 969 nucleotides long. RefSeq names its product chitinase. Gene Ontology annotation, biological process: carbohydrate metabolic process. The coding region runs from base 1 to 969 and encodes 322 amino acids. NCBI's taxonomy places the organism in Eukaryota, Fungi, Basidiomycota, Agaricomycetes, Polyporales, Polyporaceae. Gene Ontology annotation, molecular function: hydrolase activity, hydrolyzing O-glycosyl compounds. The transcript has 3 exons. The record is from RefSeq and is a predicted model, not a curated record.